AUGCUACCAUACAAGGUAUCGAUGAAAAACACUCAUGCUACUCUUGCUACGGCUGCAGCUAACCGUUUUUGCGUUUCGCUGAAGUGUGGAAACUGGAACGUCAUCGAUUCGAUGUCCUUGGAGCUAAAUGGCAAGACUAUUGUUUCUAUGGCUGACUAUAAGCUUUUCUGGAACAAUAUUCGUGCUCAGACUGGAUAUAGUCCUCAGUAUGUUGAGAAGCAUGGUGCUGAAUCUUUCCUGUAUCCGGAUGCUGCUCAAUCAACCAAGUACAGUGGUUCUUCCAAUCCCUCUCCCAAUGGAGACGGGUAUUCGAAUAAUAUGCCAAUUUCAACGACCUUUAACGCCGGCUUCAUAGGUGCUGGCACAGCUGGUGCUAUUAUGGGUACAUGGAAUAACAUGCUCAAAAUCAAACUCGUUGAUUUACAUCCGAUCUUCAAAGAGCUUGAUCUUAUGGCUAACCCUCAAAUCCGUCUUCGUUUCCGCGUUAAUCAGGGUACUGCUGCUAUUGAUAUUGAUAGUUCUACUAGAAUGACGUUAUCGAGUACUACUCUAUCAAGUGGUAAUACCUGUUCAGUACUGGUUGCUUCUGCGACUUCUCCAGCCCCUAUGUACAGUGUUCUUAGUGGUACUGGAUCCAUUGCUGUUUCUUGGGGUGCGGUCGUCAAUGCGCUUGAGCCUACAAUUGAUGGUACGUACAUGCCUUUCACGAGUUCUAGACUGUAUGUCCCGUUUGUUCAUUUGGAGAACCCUCAGGCUAUCAUCUCGAAGCCAGUAAAAAAGCAAUCGACUCAGCUUAAUGCUUCUUUCGAUCUACAGCUAUCCGCAUCUGUCAAGAAUGCGAAGUAUGUUAUCCUUCUCCCCUUUGCCGAGCAAACUGGAAACUUUGCCACUGCUGCUGUUCAGCAAUUUCAGAGUCCAUUUGAUAGCGCUCCUUGGACUCUUCAGCCUGGUUCGAGCAUUCGCAACUUCAAUGUCCGUAUCGGUUCGACUCAGUGCUUUGAUAUCAGCCACGAUUAUGACUUCCAUCAGUUCACUAAUGAGGUCGCUAAAAUUGGCUCGAUUAAUGGUGAUCUGACCCCUGAGCUCGUGAAUGGACUUCUUGACUAUCAGACUUGGUCGCUAACUAACCGUGUCCUAAUUGCUGAUGUAAGUCGUCUAACCGAACGUGAUGUUCCGCAGGCCAUUCAGAUCCAAGACACAAACGCUGGUUGUCAGGGAACAAACAUCUUAGUCAUUACAAAAGAUUCUGAAAUUAAUUAA
Messenger RNA from Phytophthora infestans T30-4, 1260 nucleotides. RefSeq lists its product as uncharacterized. The record is from RefSeq and is a predicted model, not a curated record. Lineage: Eukaryota; Oomycota; Peronosporomycetes; Peronosporales; Peronosporaceae. The transcript has 3 exons. The coding region runs from base 1 to 1260 and encodes 419 amino acids.